Messenger RNA from Pangasianodon hypophthalmus (striped catfish), 1124 nucleotides. Its product is annotated as germ cell-specific gene 1-like protein. The transcript has 5 exons. Gene Ontology annotation, cellular component: plasma membrane. The coding region runs from base 41 to 1081 and encodes 346 amino acids. The record is from RefSeq and is a predicted model, not a curated record. Lineage: Eukaryota; Metazoa; Chordata; Actinopteri; Siluriformes; Pangasiidae.
GCGUGUGUGUGUGUGUGUGUGUGUGUGCGUGUUUCAGUAGAUGGCGUGCUGUUCUCGUCUUCGAUCUCCCCGUCUGUCCUUCCUGCAGACGCUGUUCUCUCUCCUCCUGUCGUUCACCUCUCUGUUUGCGUCUAAUUGGUGCUCGGGGGUCCAGAAGGUUCCGAAGCCGCUGUGUUCUCCUCUGCGCCAGCGCACCUGCACGCCGUCUGACCUGCUGACCAACGGCUCCGCCCAGUUUACCUGGGAAACUGGCGACGACCGCUUCAUCUUCCCCACCUUCCACGCCGGGAUCUGGAGCUGCUGUGAAGAAAACAUACACAAGGAUGAAUGGGAAGAGAAGUGUCGCAGUUUCAUGGCUCUGACACCUCCAUCAGAGAAAGGGAUUUUCUGGCUGUGUGUGCUGAUGGAGUUGAUGUAUAUUAGUUUGUUGUGUAUCAGUUGUGUGUUGCUGAUGGUUCAGUUGAGUUUCUCUGUGUGGAAGCCCUUGCUUCAUCACUGGGGAGAAUUAUUGAACGCUUAUGCUGCUGUGUUCACUGUACUGGGAGGUCUAGUUGGAAUGGUAGGUCACAUGAUGUUCAUGCAGGUGUUCCAGGUGACAGCGUCCAGCGGACCGGAGGAUUUUAAACCACACCGUUACGGAUACUCCUGGGCCUUUUACGUGGCCUGGGUGGCCUUCACCUGCUGUAUGAGCGCCGGAGUUUCCACUCUGAAUAAUUACACCAAGAAAGUGCUGAUGUUUGGGACAAAGCCAAAGCCUGACUUCUACCCCUUGACGCCAUUCUAUUACCCCCCGGUUCCUCCCCCUCCUCCUUCCAUUCCCCCUCCAUGCCCUCCUCCGCCUCCCCCUCUCUCCCCGCUCUCUCCGUACUUCUGCCCUCCGUCUCCUCCUCCCUCUUUCCCUCCUGCCCCUCCAUCUCCACACAACCUCACUCAUCCCUCUCUCUCUCCCCUCCAUUCACCUCUCUCACCUUCUUCUCCUCUCUCUCCUACUCCUUCCAUUACUCCCUCCAUCUCUCCCUCCAUCCCUGCUCUCGCUUUCUCUCCUCCUCAGCCGUUAGAUGAAGAAUAUAGCUCCCUGUAAUACUUUUGAUUUUUUACCUGUAAUUGUGUACGUGAGAGAAAAA